CCCCGUGCCUUCCAUCUGCCCAUCUCUCUUCCACGUCUCCCUACCCACCCCGGCUCCUCCCGAUCUCCGAGCCAAGCAGAGCUGCCGCCGCCGCCAUGGCGUUCGAGAAGAUCAAGGUCGCCAACCCCAUCGUUGAGAUGGACGGUGAUGAGAUGACCAGGGUAUUCUGGCAGUCUAUCAAGGACAAGCUUAUCUUCCCAUUUUUGGACCUGGACAUCAAGUACUAUGACUUGGGGGUCCUGCACCGUGACGCAACUGAUGACAAGGUCACGGUGGAGGCUGCAGAGGCUACUCUCAAGUACAAUGUGGCUAUUAAGUGUGCGACUAUUACUCCAGAUGAAACCCGGGUUAAGGAGUUCAACCUCAAGCAAAUGUGGAGGAGCCCGAAUGGCACAAUUAGGAACAUUAUAAAUGGCACUGUGUUCAGAGAGCCAAUUAUAUGUAAAAAUGUCCCAAGGCUUGUUCCAGGAUGGACUACGCCCAUUUGCAUUGGAAGGCAUGCCUUUGGUGAUCAGUACCGGGCUACUGAUGCAGUUCUGAAGGGGCCUGGGAAGCUCAAAUUAGUGUUUGAGGGUAAAGAAGAGCAGAUUGAUCUGGAGGUUUUUAACUUUACUGGUGUGGGAGGAGUUGCUUUGUCAAUGUACAACACUGAUGAGUCAAUUCAAGCUUUUGCUGCGGCUUCUAUGACAACUGCUUAUGAGAAGAAAUGGCCGCUGUAUCUUAGCACCAAAAACACAAUUCUGAAGAAGUAUGAUGGCAGGUUCAAGGAUAUUUUCCAGGAGGUCUAUGAAGCUGACUGGAAAUCCAAAUUUGAGGCUGCUGGAAUAUGGUAUGAACACCGUCUUAUUGAUGACAUGGUUGCCUAUGCACUUAAGAGCGAAGGAGGCUAUGUUUGGGCUUGCAAGAAUUAUGACGGAGAUGUGCAGAGUGAUUUCUUAGCUCAAGGUUUUGGCUCAUUGGGUUUGAUGACAUCAGUAUUGGUGUGCCCUGAUGGGAAAACCAUCGAAGCUGAAGCUGCCCAUGGCACAGUUACUCGUCAUUUCCGUGUUCAUCAAAAGGGAGGUGAAACCAGCACAAACAGCAUUGCUUCUAUCUUUGCGUGGACACGAGGACUUGCACACAGGGCAAAGCUUGAUGACAAUGCUAGACUUCUUGACUUUGUGCAAAAACUUGAGGCUGCCUGCGUUGGAACAGUGGAGUCUGGGAAGAUGACAAAAGAUCUUGCACUUCUUGUUCAUGGAUCUUCGAACGUUACAAGAAGCCAUUACCUGAACACUGAAGAGUUCAUUGAUGCAGUUGCUGCUGAGUUCCGAUCAAGACUGGCAGCGAACUGAGCUUUCAUGGAAAUUCUCAGCAAAUUUAAUGUUUCAUCACCCGUCACUUGUCAUUUCGGUUAUUCAUUCACACCUCAAAUUAUUGUCAAUGUAUGCAACUUAAAGAUGCUAAUGUUAUGUAGGGUACUCUAAAUAAAUGAUAUAUAUAGAAUGUUUGGUCAGCGCAGAUGAUUGGAAAUUA
Phragmites australis (common reed) is the source of this 1515-nucleotide messenger RNA. Its product is annotated as cytosolic isocitrate dehydrogenase [NADP]-like. The transcript has 15 exons. The coding region runs from base 96 to 1334 and encodes 412 amino acids. The record is from RefSeq and is a predicted model, not a curated record. Gene Ontology annotation, cellular component: mitochondrion. Lineage: Eukaryota; Viridiplantae; Streptophyta; Magnoliopsida; Poales; Poaceae. Gene Ontology annotation, biological process: isocitrate metabolic process. Gene Ontology annotation, molecular function: isocitrate dehydrogenase (NADP+) activity; magnesium ion binding; NAD binding.